AUGAUUGUCUCCUAUCGACGAUUAUUUUCAACUUUAAUAACAAAUAAGAAUUAUUCAUGUCUAAUGAAAAUAGCAUCAUAUCAUAUUAAUACAAUUGAUACAAAAAAUCAAAUAACUGUACCACAUUCAAUGAUUAAAAAUAUUGAACGACAACGAGCAAAGAAAAUUUAUAAGAAAGAGCAAGAUCAAGAUCCACCAGGAGAUCGAACUCAACCAGCAGUUGUCGCUUGUAAACGUUCUGAAUUCAAUCAUUAUCCAGGACGUGAAUAUCGUCAUAUGACUGAUAAAGAUGUUGCGUCUAGUGCUUGGCAACAUCGAUUAUCAAAAGGUGAUUUUUUUACUAUUGAUCAUCACUUUAAAAAUCCAUCAUGGACACAAUCAACUGUACAGACAUUUGACCAACUCGAUUGUAAACCAGAACUUGUAGAAAUUCUUGAAAAAGCUAAUAUUCAUAAUCCUACUUCAACUCAAUCACGUGUUAUUCCAGAAUUACGAACAGGUCGACAUAUGAUUGUAGCAGCUGAAACUGGUGGUGGAAAAACAUUAGCAUAUCUUGUACCAUUGAUCGAAUCAUUGAUGCGAUGGAAAUCUGGAAAUCGUUCAGUACAUAUGGAAAAUGCACCAUUUGCAAUUAUUCUUGCACCAACACGAGAAUUAGUUGUUCAGAUUGAAAAUAUGUUACAAGUAUUUAAUCAACUAAAUAUUCGAACACAAAGUUUAGUUGGGAUUAAUACAGAUAAAGAUCCACUCAAUUUUACACUCGGCGAAGUUGAUAUUAUUAUUUCUACGCCUGGAGUUUUAUUACGACUUUUAAGACAAGAUGAACAUUUUGGUAUUGAAAGACGUUUAAGUGGUACGAAUCUUCGACAUGUAAUUGUUGACGAAGCUGAUACACUUCUUGAUAUUACAUUUAGUCCUGCUGUUGUUGAAAUUAUUCGACGCUUAGAAAUUGAUGUACAACCAAUAAAUGAUCUUGAACACGAUGCUCCACCAGCAGUUCAACUUGUUUUUGUUUCUGCUACAAUACCUACAGCAACUGAAGAAAGUUUAAAAGAAUUAAUUAGUGCUAAUCAAGUAAAUAAAAUGUUAACUCCAUCUGUACAUCGAAUUAUGCCACAUGUUCCUCAGAAAUUUUAUCGUAUUGGGAAUCAACAAAAACUCAGUCUUCUAUUGAAACUAGUUAAAUAUGAUUUAGAAAAGAAACAUCCUUGUUUAAUAUUUUGUAAUAAAACAAAAACAGUGCAAUUUCUUCAACAAUUUUUUCGUAAUCAACGUAUAGAAAUUCUUAUAAUGCAUAGUCAAAUGACAAAUACUAAACGUGCAAAUAAUCUCGAAAAAUUUCGAAAUGGUGAAAAUACAAUAAUGUGUGCUACUGAUCUUAUUUCACGAGGUGUUGAUACUUAUUGGGUUGAGCACGUAAUUCAAUUUGAAUUUCCUCAUUUUAUUUCUGAUUAUAUUCAUCGUACUGGUCGUGUUGGUCGUAUUGGUUCGAAAAGGCCAGGAAAAGUUACAAGUUUUGUUACUACUCCCAAUGAAGUUACUCUUGCUCAAAAAAUUGAAGUUACUGCUCGUAUGAACAAAAAACUUAGCGGAGUAAAUAAUGAUAUAAAAAAACAAUUAGAAUUACAUGCACAACAACGUGAGCAAAAUCAAGAAAAAAUUGAUAGUCGUCGAGCACGAGAAGAACUUUGCAAUGAAGUCAUUCGCUCAGCAAUGAGUUAA
Adineta steineri is the source of this 1722-nucleotide messenger RNA. Lineage: Eukaryota; Metazoa; Rotifera; Eurotatoria; Adinetida; Adinetidae. The record is from the annotation of a GenBank genome assembly.